AUGCCCACCACCACCCCUAUUUUGUUUUUGGAUGGAGGUCUCGGAACGUCCCUUGAAGACAAAUAUGGCGUGAAGUUCUCCAACAAGACCACGCCCUUGUGGUCUUCACAUCCUAUCGUGGACGACCCGAAGACGUUGCUCGCCUGCCAAAGGGAUUUCGGCCAGGUACCCGUCGACGUGAUCGAGACAGCUACCUACCAAGUCUCCAUCUCUGGAUUUGCAGCUACCAGGACGGAGCAAUGGCCGGACGGAAUCAGCGAGGCUAGUAUCCCCAGGUUCCUCAAGGACGCCGUUGAAAUCGCGUAUCAGGCCAGGGGCAAGGCGGACGCAAAGCUGGCUUUGAGCCUAGGGCCAUAUGGCUCCACCAUGGUGCCUGGACAGGAGUACAGCGGUGCCUAUGACGCCGAGCACGAUGACGAGGCAAAGCUGGUCGAAUGGUGGGCCCAGCGACUAUCUCUUUUCGCCGACGCUCAACUUCUGGAUAAGAUCGCAUAUGUUGCCUGCGAAACCAUCCCAAGGCUUGACGAGAUCGCCGCAGUCAGGAAAGCCGUCGCUAGGUUCUCCUCGAAGCCACUUUGGCUGUCGUGCGUCUUCCCCGGCGAGGGCGAUGGGUUCCCCGAUGGCAGCAGCGUCGAGCAGGUCGUGGGUGCCAUGUUUUCUCAGGACGUUACCAAAGCUCAGCCUUGGGGUAUAGGUAUCAACUGCACAAAGAUGCACAAGCUCGGGGGCCUGAUCGGAAAGUAUGAGAAUGCAGUCUCAAAGAUGAUCCAAGAAGGACGACUUGGUGCAUGGCCUGCGCUGGUGCUGUAUCCCGACGGGACCAAUGGAGAGGUUUACAAUACGACGACACAGAAGUGGGAAGCUCCUCCUGGCCAGAUGGAUAACAGGAUACCGUGGGAGCAGCAUCUGGGGCAGAUCGUUGUCGACACCGCCAAGCGCCAGAAGUGGCAGACCAUCCUUGUUGGAGGAUGCUGCAAGGCUAGCCAUAACGACAUUAAGAAACUCGUCGACUACGUCCACUCUAGCGAGAUAGCCUGA
This is a messenger RNA of Diaporthe amygdali, 1038 nucleotides long. RefSeq names its product homocysteine s-methyltransferase. Gene Ontology annotation, molecular function: S-adenosylmethionine-homocysteine S-methyltransferase activity. Lineage: Eukaryota; Fungi; Ascomycota; Sordariomycetes; Diaporthales; Diaporthaceae. Gene Ontology annotation, biological process: S-methylmethionine cycle. The transcript has 2 exons. The record is from RefSeq and is a predicted model, not a curated record. The coding region runs from base 1 to 1038 and encodes 345 amino acids.